This is a messenger RNA of Staurois parvus, 2807 nucleotides long. Lineage: Eukaryota; Metazoa; Chordata; Amphibia; Anura; Ranidae. The record is from the annotation of a GenBank genome assembly.
AGGAUGGAUCCCGUCAAAAACAAAAGAAAACCGUGUCCUUCAGCACAAUGCCCAACAAUCGAAAGAUCAAUAGCACAGCUGCUUGCAUCUCCUUCAUGAUGGAAGGAUGUGAGAUGAAGAAAGUGCGCUCCAACUCCAGGAUGUACAAUCGUUUUUUCCUUUUAGAUCCAGACAUGCGUUUUCUACGAUGGGAGCCUUCGAAGAAGGAUUCAGAGAAAGCUAAACUGGAAAUCAAAUCAAUUCGUGAGGUGCGUGUUGGAAAGAAAACUCCAGUUUUGAGAAGUAAUGGUCUAUCUGAUCAGUUCCCAGAAGAAUGUGCCUUUUCUAUUAUUUAUGGGGAAAACUAUGAAUCAUUGGACCUUGUUGCCAGUACUGCUGAUAUUGUCAACACUUGGGUGAUGGGGCUUAGGUACUUGGUAUCUUAUGGAAAGCACACUCCGGAUGUUGUAGGAGCUAAUCAAACAAGUUUAAGAACACUGUGGAUCUCAUCUUUGUUUGAGAUUGCUGAUAUAGAAAAAAAUGGACACAUUCCAUUAUCUAGAUCCAUUCAACUUAUCAAGGGACUUAACCCUGGUAUGAAGGCUUCAACUGUAGAACUAAAAUUCAAGGAAUUGCAGAAAGCUAGUGAUAAAUAUGGCAGUAAUAUUACUUGUGAUGUUUUUGGAGAGGCCUACUGUGAACUGUGUACCAGACCAGAGGUAUUCUUUUUACUGGUUCAGUUUUCUAGCAAUAAAGAGUAUUUGGACUUAAAAGAUCUGAUGAUCUUCAUGGAAGUGGAACAAGGUAUGGAAGAGGUAAAUGAAAUUACAGCACUGGAAAUCAUCAAUAAGUAUGAGCCUUCCAAAGAAGGACGUGAAAAAGGAUACCUCACAAUUGAUGGGUUCACCCGUUAUCUUCUUUCAUCGGACUGUUAUAUAUUUGAUCCUCACCAUAAGGUGGUCUGUCAGGAUAUGACAAGACCAUUAUCACACUACUACAUCAAUUCUGCUCAUAAUGCAUGCCAUCUAGAAGAUCACUACUGGGGCACAUCCGAUAUUAGUGGCUAUAUACAAGCCCUUAAGAUGGGAUGUCGAAGCAUUGAGCUUGUUGUUUGGGAUGGCCCAGAUAAUGAGCCUCUUAUUUACCUUGGUGUGUCUGUGGUUUCACAGGUGGCUUUUCGAAGUGUAAUAAGUGUAAUAGACAAGUAUGCAUUUGAAGCAUCAGAGUACCCAUUAAUCCUUUGCUUGGUAGUUCAUUGCUCUGUUCGACAACAGCGUUUCAUGGCUCAGUGCUUAAAAAAGAUCCUUGGUGACAAACUUUAUUUAAAUCCAGCAUGCCCUGAUGAAAUCUACUUGCCAUCUCCAGAACAACUGAAAGGCAAGAUUCUAAUAAAAGGUAAGAAGCUGCCUUCAGAUAAUUCUGACUCAGAGGGAGAUGUAACAGAUGAGGAUGAAGGCAUGGAGAUUGCUAGGAGAUUGGGUCACGAUGGUCGUGAACAUCUUAAUGGGGCUGGCCACAGAAAACUGCGACUCUGUAGAGAACUCUCAGACCAGGUAACUCUGUGCCAGUCCACAAAGUUCAAGGACUUUGAAAACUCUAAAAGAAACCAAAAAUACUGGCAGAUAUGUUCCUUUAACGAGGUUACUGCUAGUCGCUUUGCCAAUGAAUAUCCUGAAGAGUUUGUAAAAUACAACAAAAGAUUCCUCUCAAGGAUCUACCCAAGUUCAAUGCGAAUAGAUUCUAGCAAUAUGAACCCCCAAGAUUUCUGGAAAUGUGGCUGCCAGAUUGUGGCCAUGAACUACCAAACCCCAGGUCUUAUGAUGGAUCUUAAUACAGGAUGGUUUAGACAGAAUGGAAACUGUGGCUAUGUCCUACGUCCCUCAAUAAUGAGGGAAGAAGUAUCCUAUUUUAGCGCCAAUGCAAAGGACUCUUUGCCUGGUGUUUCGGCUCAGCUGCUUCACCUAAAAAUUAUUAGUGGUCAAAACCUUCCCAAACCUAAAGGAUCAGGAGCAAAGGGAGAUGUGGUAGAACCAUAUUUGUAUGUAGAGAUACAUGGGAUACCCGCUGAUUGUGCAGAACACCGGACAAAAACAGUAACACAAAAUGGGGACAACCCGAUAUUUGAUGACAGCUUUGAAUUUCACAUAAACCUUCCAGAGUUGGCUAUACUGCGAUUUGUAGUACUAGAUGAUGACUUCAUUGGAGAUGAGUUUAUAGCCCAAUAUACCAUCCCAUUUGAGUGCCUGCAGACUGGCUUUAGACAUGUUCCUUUACAGUCUUUAACAGGCGAGUUCCUCCAAAACACCACAUUGUUUGUCCAUAUUGCUAUCACUAACAGAAGAGGAGGUGGAAAAGCACACAAGAGGGGGCUUUCUGUACGCAAAGGCAAGAAGGUUCGUGAAUAUACAUCAACAAAGACUACAGGCAUCAAAGCAAUUGACGAGGUGUUUAGGACGGCUACUCCUUCUCUUCGAGAGGCCACUGAUCUUCGAGAAAAUGUUCAGAAUGCUUUAGUAUCUUUCAAGGAACUGUGUGGCUUGACUUCAACUGCCAACAUGAAACAGUGUAUCCUGACUGUGUCUGCAUGGUUACUGAACAGUGAAAGCCCUCUCAAUGUGACACUCAACCUCCGCUCACAGUACCCACUUCUAGAGGCUCAUGGGCCAGUUCCUGAUCUCUUAAAGAAAGUCCUUACAUCGUAUGAAGUGGUAGGUGUGCAUAUUUUUAUAAAACCCACCUUUGUAAACGAUAUACUGUGUAUGUUUUUUGCUGGUUGUUCAUUUUCAUUCCAGAAAAGUAGUAGAAUACCAAUCACAAUGAAAAUGUAG